Messenger RNA from Daphnia pulicaria, 3554 nucleotides. It is a transcript of the gene Zn72D, whose product is annotated as zinc finger RNA-binding protein-like. Gene Ontology annotation, cellular component: precatalytic spliceosome. The transcript has 18 exons. The record is from RefSeq and is a predicted model, not a curated record. The coding region runs from base 79 to 3129 and encodes 1016 amino acids. Gene Ontology annotation, molecular function: single-stranded RNA binding; double-stranded RNA binding; zinc ion binding. Lineage: Eukaryota; Metazoa; Arthropoda; Branchiopoda; Diplostraca; Daphniidae.
ACGCAGACUAAAGCCGAAAGGCAGACAACUAGUACCAGUCGGCUUUUUUAUUGAUCGACUCGUUUAUUCAACGUAAAAAUGGCUGGAAACCCAUACUACAAUUUCAUCCCGGCUGGAAAUCAACAAGCAGCUGGGACGCAAGCGUACGGAGCUUCGGCCGGACCAAGCCCGGGCUAUUCCGCCGGUGGCCACUCGGCCCCGGCUGCGGGCCAAACCUCCUACGACACGGCUCAUACGGCCUAUCCUAACACGGCGGCUUUUGCUGCAGGAUAUUAUGGCUUCCCCGCUAAAUCAAACUAUGAACCAUCAAAAAACUAUUUCCCGGGACCACCAGGACCAGGUAAGCAGGAUGGACAAGGAAUCCCCCCAGCUCAUUAUCAAGGCUAUGAGGCUGCUUUCUUCAAUGCAGCUCAUGCUUACCUACAUCACCAAUCCGGACCUAAAGCACCACAAAUGGGUGGAGGAGGCCAAAUGUCCGGAAACAAAUCCGGUCACGGCGGAGGCGGCGGCGGUGGAGGAGGAGGAGGAGGACAAGGCGGACCUAAAACACGUGGCCGAUACUUUGCUGGCGGUUUUAAUCAGCGUUGGACCAGCAGUUCUACUCAACAGCUCCAUUACUGUGAAGUUUGCAAAAUCUCAUGUGCAAGUCCCCAGACCUACAAAGACCACUUGGACGGACAAAAGCACAAGAAGAAAGAAGCAGCUGUUCGCACAGGACUCCCUAUGGUUCCUACCCCACGGACUGGGGCCGCUUUGCACUGCGAACUUUGCAACGUGACUUGCACUUCUUCUGAUGCCUAUGCAGCUCACAUUCGCGGAACAAAGCAUCAAAAGGUCGUCAAGCUUCAUACUAAACUAGGUAAACCAAUUCCACCUGCUGAGCCUCAAUUGAUUCAUUCAAAAGCGACUGGAACCGCAGCAGCCACACCGACUACUUCAGCCGCCGCUGUGACCACUGCACCUGUUGCCACUACCACCACAGCGACCACAACUCCUGCAACAGCGGUACCUACACCGGCUGUUUCAGCAGCGACGGUCGUGAAAGUAGUGGCCGGAACUCCUAAAAUCAACUUUCUGGGUGGAAACUACUUAAACACGCUUGGCGGGCCGAAAGCUAACGGAUCUGAAGAAGUCCCAGCGGCCGCUCCUGUUGCUGUUGCUGCCACGACGACGGCGCCGGUGGCCGUUCAGGCAAUCAAGAAAGAGGCUGAAGUGCCAAUGACAGCUGCUGCCGCUACAGAAACAGCACAGGCAGUGGUUGCCCAAUGGGAAGAAGAGAAGGUGAUCCAACCUGUAGGGCAAGAUUACGUGGAAGAAUUGCGCGGCGGCGACGGCAAAAUAACCGGGUUCAAUUGCCGGCUCUGCGAUUGUCGCUUCAACGAUGUCAAUGCCAAGGAUAUGCAUCUGAAAGGCAGACGUCAUAGGUUAAUGUACAAGAAGAAAGUAGACCCCAAUUUAGUAGUGGAAGCCAAAGGUUGGCCAGCUCUUCGUCAAAAGAAUAAAACGAUACCAGGUUGGCAGGAGAGGCGGAAGCCCAACGAAGGGGGUUGGGAAGGUAGUGAGAACUACGAAGAAAUGCCACAGGCUCCGUCUGUCAUGGAAGAUGGAAACCAGCCACGUCCUCCAGCCUAUUGGGCCAGCCCUUCACGUGGAGGACUUGGCAGACAUGGAGGUCUUUCGAUGGGUUUACCACCUCCGCCACAGUAUUUCCCUACCGGAUCAAUGCCGAUGGGCCUUCCCAAUCCAGCUAUGCGUAAACCCGAAUCAAAUGACGAUCGGCAUGUCAUGGCGAAACAUGCUGAAAUUUAUCCAUCGGAGAUGGAAUUAGAGGCCAUACAGACAUUAGUUUCGUAUGUCGAACGUUCGUUGAAAUUGGUUUCGGAUCAGCUGACGCACCAACCCGAAGAAGCGACGAAGACUACUGAGACUCCUCCGCAAUCCAGCGCCCUUGCUCAAUCGCCUGUUGCAGCCACAUCUCCCGCUGUUGCCCCAGCGACGGCCGUUUCUCAGGCUGCCGCCGGUACCACCACCAAUAAUCUUGUUCCUCCUGCCGCUCCAGCUACUGCAAUUUCGUCUCCAGCGGCCGCUGCAACGACUACGACGGCUUCAAACGGUUCGGCUCAGCCGCAGCGGAUGCUGAAGGGCGUCAUGAGGGUUGGACUGCUGGCCAAAGGAUUACUUUUGAAAGGCGACCGCACCGUUCAGCUGGUCGUACUCUGCUCCCAGCCACCUACUUAUCAAUUGCUGGACAGAGUUGCCCAAGCUCUGCCGGCCCACCUCUCUGUCGUCGCCCCAUCAAUCACGUUCAACGUGGAAACGCUCCCCAGUGAAGCAGUUGUCAUGGUGAAAUCGGUCCAGGGUCACGGCCUGCCGGGUGAUAUUUUGGUCAAGGUUUCUCUGACUUCGCCCGUUGUCAGGGAAGAGCAACUCGCUGCAGCUGCUGCCACCGCUGGCUCCACGAAUGGAACGGCUCCUUCUGGCAACGACGUUGAUAUGAAUGACGUCGCCACGAUCAAGGAAGGUCGUCUCAACACGAAAGAUUGCCUGCACUCGCUGGCGCUGCUGCGUCGAGCCAAAUGGUUCCAGGCCAGAGCCAAUACGCUCCAAAAUUGCGUCCUAGUAAUCAGGGUCAUGAGGGAUUUCUGUCAGCGUUCGCCCGUCUGGUCGAAUCUUGAUCUCUGGGCAAUAGAAUUAAUUGUGGAACGAGCCACGUUCAGUGCCGGCACUCCGCUGUCUCCAGGCGACGCCCUCCGCCGAGUAUUCGAGACGCUCUCUGCCGGCAUUUUGCUAAGCACCAAUGACGGAUGGGGUCCAGGUAUCGGCGAUCCGUGCGAGAAAGACGCCAUCGACGUUUGCGGCAAUUUGAGCGCACAAGAACGCGAAGACAUGACGGCCUCUGCCCAGCAAGCGUUGCGUCAAGUCGCCUUCCGCCAAAUAUUCAAAGUACUUGGAAUGGCCAAGCCGCUUUCAUCGGGAUCGCGCAGCUUCAACAAGGCCUCGACGGCCGCCGGUGGUCCAUCACCCGGCAAGAAGCGACCGCGUGAAAACUCGACGAGUGACGCUGUCAGUCCCGAAGGCGAAGUUCCAACAGAUCUGAAGAAGGAGAAGAUUGAAGGCCAAGACGCUUAAAAAUAGAAAAAAUAAAAUUUCAAAAAGAUUCAAUGUUUCGGUGAAAAACAAACAAGAAACACAGACCCCCCUCAUUGGCCAAUCGUCGAUUCAUUGUCUCUUUUUUAAAAAAUAAUAAUAAUAAUUGAUUAAUUAUUUUUUUUUUGUCUUAAUUCCUUUCUCUCAUUUGAAAUACCUCCCCAUCCCUUUUUUACCCACCUUCCCUUGGUAUUGUUUGUUUCUCCCUUUGAUUGUUUUCCUCCCAAAUUUUUUUUUUAAUGCAAAGAAAUUUUUGGUUUAACACAGGCAAAAAAAAAAACAAAAAAAAAAGUGACACAGUGAGAGAAAAAGUGAAACAUCCCAAUUUUGUUCCCUCCCCCAACUCCUGUUUUUCAUCCUUUUACCUCUCUCAUAGUAUUUGAUCGUGUUGAAUAAAAUGAUUUGGC